This is a messenger RNA of Lathyrus oleraceus (garden pea), 561 nucleotides long. RefSeq lists its product as uncharacterized. NCBI's taxonomy places the organism in Eukaryota, Viridiplantae, Streptophyta, Magnoliopsida, Fabales, Fabaceae. The transcript has a single exon. The record is from RefSeq and is a predicted model, not a curated record. The coding region runs from base 1 to 561 and encodes 186 amino acids.
AUGGUGGUAGACUCUGGCAAGGCUCUCAAAAUUAAACACAGAACCUUGAUGCUUAGAAAAGAUGAUCUGAAGUUGAUUAUUGAACAAAUUGUAGACUUCGAGUCUUUUAGGGUUAAUGGGUUUUCAUUAAAAGCGUCUUUUGAAGUUCAGGGGUGGAUCAACUACUUUAAGAUGUUGAAUGGUCCUACCUCUCCUUACUUGGUUAAGGAUUUAUGGGUUAAGGAUGGAGUGUAUGAUGAAUGUUCUGUUGCUCUUGAUAAUGGAAAGCUCAAGGGGAAGUCAAGGGCUGAGAUGGGUCUGGAGGAAUUCAAGGAGGUGGAAAUAAGAUAUGUUGUUAUGGGAGUAAAUGUGACUAUCACUCAAAGUCACAUAUCCAAGCUUCUGAACAUGGAUAACACUAGUAGAUAUGCCUUAAACACCAAAGAUAGUAGCCUUGAAUCUAGUGUCAUCAAGAAACCAUUGUUUCUCAAAUCUGAAGACUUUGGGAAAGUGAAGAACACACAUAUUGAAUACAAACUCAUGUUCAAAAUAUUGUUUGAAUGCUUGAUUCUAAGAGAAUGA